AAACCAAGCAAUCAAUUCCGGGACACACUAGACGUUUUUGGGGCACUGAUAGAUCGAGGGUGCUCCAACUGCUGGGGCUGAUUCUCAUUUGUUCCAAAAGUUUCUAGGUGGCACCGGGAUUGCUAUUUGCAUGUACCCUUAAAUAAAGAAACAGGAAAAGAAACGAACAACCACACUGCUUUGGGAUCCACUGUAAUAAUGUCCUCAGAAGAAGCACAGAGUGCUGAAUCUGUUGAAACACUGGAGAAAGAUGCCACAACACUAGAGAAACAGUUAGUUGACAUAAACAAUGGUAGGGAGGGAGAACUUGUGAUAGCGAAUGGAUCACACAUUAGGGAACAAGAGAUCGGUGACAGUCAUGACAAACUUGUGCAAAUGGUUGUGGAGCUCAAUUUCCAGAAUGAGUACUUGAAGUCCCAGUUGAUGGGACUGAAGAAUCUCCACUUGGAUUCUGAUGGGAUCACUCCUCAUAAAGAAACUGUGGUGGCUCAAGAAAAAAGUGAUGGUGUGAAAGAGCUUGAAGAACAGAUAGAAUCCUUGAGGAGAGAACUUUUGGAAGAAAGACAAACACGAGAUGCUGCAGAGGAAGCCCUCAAGCACCUUCGAGCAGUAUAUUCCGAGGCUGAUGCAAAGGCCCAAGAGCUUGCUGCUCAACUUGCUGAAGCUCAACAGAAGAUGGAUCAAGAAAUUAAACAACGUGAUGAAAGAUACUCAGAACUUGAUUCCAAAUUGAACAGGCUGCAUAAACGAGCAAAGCAGCGGAUUCAAGAGGUUCAGAAGGAAAAAGAUGAUCUUGAGGCCCAAUUUCGUGAUGCCAAUGAGAAGGCUGAACAGUCAUCAUCCCAAUUAUCAGCAGUACAGCAAGAACUUGAGCGCACGCGCCAGCAAGCAAAUGAAGCGCUUAAAGCAAUUGAUGUUGAGAGGCAGCAAUUACGAAGUGCAAACAAUAAGCUUCGAGACAACAUUGAAGAAUUACGUCAUUCAUUGGAGCCCAAAGAGAAUGUUCUUGAGGCAAUGCAGCAAUCGCUUCUGGAAAAAGAGCAGAUGUUGGAAAACAUGCGAGGAUCAUUACAGGCAGCUGAAGAGAAAAGGCUAGCUGCGAUGGCUGAACUCUCUUCAAAGCACCAGAUGCAAAUAGAGAGUUUGGAAGCUCAGAUAGCAGAUGCAUUAGCUGAAAGAAGUAAAGCUACCGAAACAAUCUCAUCUUUGAGGGCUUUGGUUGCUGAGAAAGAGUCUAAGAUUGCAGAGAUGGAUGCAGCUUCAAGUGGUGAAGCAGCACGACUCAAAGCUGCUGUUGAAACUGUCAAAGGGGAGCUUAUACACCUGAAAAGUGAGCAUGAAAAGGAAAAGGAGAGUUUGGAAAUGGUCUCUCAGUCACUCAGGAUGAAGCUGGAGACUUCUGAGAGCAACUAUAUACGUGCAGAAGUUGAACUUGCCAAGAUGAGAAGUCAAUUGGAAUCAGAGUUGUCUGUGCAGGCUCAGCUCAUAAACCAAAAGGAUUCUGAACUUUUGGCAGCAAAAGAGGAGAUCAGCCGGCUAGAGAGUGAAUUUUCCUCUUAUAAGGUCCGGGCACAUGCACUUCUUCAGAGGAAAGAUUCUGAGCUAGCAGCUGCAAGGGAAAAUGAACAGUUGAAAGCCCUUGAGGAGGCUUAUAAAGAGGCUGAAAAAGAAAUAUUGCUUUUAUCUGCUGAGAGGGACAAAGCCCUCCAGGAUCUGCAAAAUGCUUUGGCUAGUCAUGCCAAGGACCUUUCUGCAAGAGAUGAAGCACUUAGCAUUGCGGAGCAACAGGUUAAGAGCAUGGAGAUCAAGCUAAGCUCUGCUCUUUCUAGCCACCGGUCAGAAAGGGAGGCAUGGGAAGUAAACCUUCAAAAUGUGGAAGAAACAUGGCGAUUGAGGUGUGAAGUGCUGAAGGCUGAAAAUGAGGUGUCCUCUGGUCAAACUCUCCAAAAGGAACUUCAGGACAUUAAAUUACAAAAUAAGAAGUUGAAGGAUGACUAUCAUUCUUUUCGUGAACUUGCUGAUAGAAUGAUGGAGGAGAAGGACAAAGAGAUUUCAAGACUUCUAGAUGAUAACAAGAGCCUUCGUCAGUUGUUAGAUUCAAGGCCAUCGGCUGAUCGCGUAGAUAUUGAUGAUUCAGGUCCUGGUAAAAACGAUGCCCCAAAUUCAAGUACCUCUGCAGCAGAACAGCAAAUCCUAAUUUUGGCUAGACAACAAGCUCAAAGGGAAGAGGAACUUGCCCAAUCACAACGGCACAUUUUUGCACUUCAAGAAGAAAUUGAAGAGCUUGAACGUGAAAAUCGUCUCCACAGCCAGCAGGUAGCCAUGUUGAAGGAAGAACUAAGGAACAUGGAUAGAAAGCAGAAGCGGGAAGGGGUGGACUUGACAUAUCUCAAAAAUGUUAUUCUGAAACUUCUUGAGACAGGUGAAGUGGAAGCUCUGCUGCCAGUAGUUGCAAUGCUUCUCCAGUUUAGCCCAGAUGAGGUGCAGAAGUGUCAAAAUGCUUACCGCUCUUCAACUGCUGCUCCACCUAGCCCAGCAAGUGAUGGCGUAGGAUCUGGAUUGUCUCUCUUCUCUAGAUUCUCAUUUUCUUGACACCAGGAAUGAUGGCUGAAAUUUUUGUUAUGCCUUUUUAUUUUCAAACAAAACGCCUUUUUUGUCAGAGCUGCAGAGUUAUUGGGAUUUUCCUCCUGUACCCAAAGGGAGUAAUCCCAUUAGUACAAAUCUUGUAGCAUCAUUCUUCUUCCUGUGAUGGUGGAAGUCUACUUCCUCCUUCACGGGACAGUACCGAUAUAUGUAAGAUAGAUUUUGGAGUGUGAGAAUGUUUUAGGAAUACAUCAGAAACCAAGAGGCAGCAGAUGGACCCUUGACCUUGAGGGCUUUAUCAUGAUGAAGUGAUUUCCUGUACAGUCCAAACUUUGUAAAGUACGUUGAUUGUUUUUGCAAGUUAAUGGUACCAUCUUGAAUCCGCUUUUACUUUCAUCA
Molecule: messenger RNA, 2982 nt
Organism: Coffea arabica (coffee)
Lineage: Eukaryota; Viridiplantae; Streptophyta; Magnoliopsida; Gentianales; Rubiaceae
Product: protein GRIP-like
Biological process (GO): reciprocal meiotic recombination
Source: RefSeq, a predicted model, not a curated record